This is a messenger RNA of Candidula unifasciata, 1071 nucleotides long. The record is from the annotation of a GenBank genome assembly. NCBI's taxonomy places the organism in Eukaryota, Metazoa, Mollusca, Gastropoda, Stylommatophora, Geomitridae.
CUGAAAUCUGCAACAACAACAAUACUGGGAUAUCAAAGCGAAUCAUUGCCUGAUAAAAAUCCGGGUGCCUUUGAAAUGAUUCUGUCCUAUAUUUACACAGACAGAAUACAACCGAGGAUAAAAGGACAGGAACCCAGAAAUAAUGAUGCAAUCCUUGCCAUGCUGGAGGUUUACAGACUGUCGUUGCAGCUUGAAAUGGGUCGUUUGCAACAACUGUGCGUUCAGUUUUUAGAGGCAAGCAUCGGAAUCAAAAGUGUUCUGUUUGCACUACACAAUGCUGCAAGACUGCAGCUUGACUUCUUGAAGGGCUUCUGUCUUCGCUUCAUUGUAAAAGAAGCAAACUUUAAUCAGAUUGUAAUGAGCAAAGAAUUUGAAACCCUGGAAAAAUCUCUCAUUGUGGAAAUCAUUAGACGGAAGCUGGAACCACCUGUUCGAUUGUUAGAUCCACAGCCGGAACCUUUAGCAAGCAAUUCUUUGGAACAAGAUCUGGCACAGUUUAGAUUGAAUGGACAAGAAUUCUGCGAUAUCACACUUGCACUAGAUGGGGCCCACAUACCAGCUCACAAAGCCAUUCUUGGUGCUAGAAGCAGUUACUUUGAAGCCAUGUUCAGGUCGUUCACUCCCCAGGAUAAUAUUGUCAAUAUUGCAAUUGGAGAAAUGGUGCCAUCCCGGCAGGCAUUUGAUAGUCUGAUGCGAUACAUCUACUAUGGAGACGUUGUAAUGCCCCCAGAAGAUUCACUGUAUCUGUUUGCAGCUCCAUAUUUUUAUGGGUUUACAAAUAAUCGGUUGCAAGCAUUUUGCAAGCACAAUUUGGAAAUGAAUGUUUCAUGUCAAAAUGUUAUCCAGAUUCUGGAAGCUGCAGACAAAAUACAAGCCACUGACAUGAAGAAACAUGCCUUGAGUAUUAUUGUUCAUCAUUUUCCUAAAGCCGCCCGAUUUCCAUCCUUGCGAAGACUGAGUAGAGAAUUACUGCUCGAUGUCCUUGAUGCCUUAGCUGAUGAACUGAGUGAAUCACGAGUAUGUCCAGAUCUGUCAGGGAUCAGUCUCACAGACUCAAAUAUGUCACUUUAA